AAUCGAUAAAUGGGCAUCGAUAGACCUAGUAGGAACAUGUGCUCAGCUCGUUUUAAAAGUGAAGCAGCGUGAAGAGAUUUACAAUUUGUUGUUAAAUUGCUAUAAUAAAUAAGCCAAAUAUGGCGGAUCAUGCAUUUCAUCGGCCUGGCCCACUAAAGCAAACCAAUAAAGCCCAUAAAACGGGUCGUCAUCGCUCCAAAGGUGCCAUCGAUAAUGCGCUGAAAGGCAAAGUCGGUCUCAAGGCCAUCUCGCACAAGCACAAGCAGCAGCAGCGUAGGGAGCAGCGUCGCAAUCAGUCCAACCAGCUGCGCAAAAACAAACGCGACGAGGUGUUGCAACAGAAACGACAACUUGGCGGCCAAAAUACGGCUCCAUUUCUAGUCUGCUUGCUGUCGAUGCACGAGCAGAUCGAUGCCAACUCUGCGCUGGCCAUUCUCGAAAGCUGUGACAGUGAAAUUGUCGUGGAGCGCUCAGGCAACGGCACUGUUUACAUGAAUCUGCCGCGCUUCAAGCAGCGCUUCGCCUUUGUCAUCCCGCCCAUUGGACGUGGCAACGAGUUGAUUGUUCUGGAUUAUUUGAAAGUGUGCGAUACCACACUGAUGCUAACGUCGGCCGGAUUUGGCGACGACGAGAUCUUCGAUCGUUGGGGACACCGUAUAUUCAACAUGAUGUCCGCCCAAGGCAUACCGACGCCUCUGGUGGCUCUGAUGGAUUUGGCAUCCAUAAAUCCAAAGCGUCGACCCAUCACAAAGCAGGCAGCCCAGAAAUUUAUCAGCAAACUACUGCCGGAGGAGAAGGUCAUGCAGCUGGACACCAGCGCGGAGGCAUUGAAUGUGAUACGACGCAUUGGUGGACAGAAGAAACGCGUCCUGCACAACGUCAACAAUCGUCCCAACUUGUUUGGCGACAUUGUGGAAUAUGUGGAGAAUGGGGAUCUGGGCACCCUGAAGGUGACCGGAUUUCUGCGCGGACAAUCGCUGAAUGUGAACGGAUUGGUGCAUAUACCCGGCCUUGGUGACUUUCAAGUUGGUCAGGUGGAUGCGCCACCCGAUCCGUACAAGCUGGACAAGAGUCGCGAUGGAGUAGAAGCCGAAGUGCGUUUGCUCGAUCGCAGCAAUCCGGCGAAGCAAACGUCGCUGCAAAGCGAGAAUAUACCCGAUCCCAUGGAUGCGGAGCAGACGUGGCCAACAGAAGAGGAAAUUGAGGCUGCGCAAAAAGAGACUAAGAAGUCUAGGCUAAUCAAACGUGUGCCCAAAGGUUACAGUGAAUAUCAGGCCGCAUGGAUACCCGAUGUGGAGGAAGUGGAAGAUCAGGAUGAUGAUGAGGAUGAUGAUGAUGAUGACGAUGACGAUGACGACGAUAUGAGUGAUGAGGACGCAGACUUUAUGUCUUGUGACAACAAAUCCUUCGAGGAUGAGUGCGAGAAACGCGACUCCGACACAGAAGAGUUUUUAGAUAGCGUUUCAGUCACUUCGGAAGCAGCUGUCAAUGACGAAAAAUACGAUCAGCAAAUGGACUUUCAGGAGGAGCGUGAAACGCUGCAGAAACUGCAACAGGCGCGCACCGAUCAACUGUGGCCAGACGAGAUCGACACGCCCCUCGAUGUACCCGCCCACGAGCGCUUCCAGAAGUAUCGCGGACUGGAAUCAUUUCGCACAUCGCCCUGGGAUGCCAAAGAGAAUCUACCAAGCGACUAUGCGCGUAUUUAUCAAUUCAAGAAUUUCGAUCGCACCAAGCGUCGCAUUUUGACAGAGGCAAAGGAAUUUGAUGGCAUUUCUCCCGGCUUAUAUAUCACACUGCAUGUCAUCAAUGUGCCGCUGGAGCGCUGGAAUGCGUUUAGGUCCGCUCAUCUGUCGGACAAUUUGGUUGUCUAUGGCAUGUUGCCACAUGAGCACCAGAUGUGCGUCAUGAACGUUGUCCUGCAACGCAUACCCGACUCAGAGGUGCCGCUCAAGUCCAAGGAGCAGCUGAUUGUGCAGUGUGGCUAUCGUCGCUUCGUUGUCAAUCCCAUCUACAGUCAGCACACCAAUGGCGAUAAGCAUAAGUUUGAGCGUUUCUUUCGUCCUUAUGAGACGGUUUGUGCUACAUUUUAUGCACCCAUACAGUUUCCUCCUGCGGCUGUGCUCGCCUUUAAGGUGAAUCCCGAUUCGACGCUGGCACUGGUCGCCCGCGGUCGUCUGCUGUCCUGCAAUCCGGAUCGCAUUGUACUCAAGCGCGUCGUGCUCAGCGGCCAUCCGAUGCGAAUCAAUCGGAAAUCGGCAACAAUUCGCUAUAUGUUCUUCUACAAGGAGGACGUGGAGUACUUCAAGCCGGUCAAACUACGCACGAAAUGCGGUCACAUGGGUCACAUUAAGGAGUCGCUGGGUACGCACGGUCACAUGAAGUGUUACUUUGAUGGCCAGCUGCGCUCCUACGAUACGGCUUUCAUGUAUCUCUACAAGCGUGUCUUCCCUAAGUGGAACUACGAGGAGUGUCUGGUGCGCAGCGCAGAGCAUUCACGUCAAGAGGCAUCAGCGGUGAUUAGGCGUAACUCCAAAACGUUGAAUGGAGAGGAUAUGGAACAGUAGUAUAAUUUGUAAAAAUAUAUAGUUGAUAUAUGUGUAUAUAUUAUGUAUCUGUGCAUAUAUUGAAAUAAAUUGCCUUACGGACACUCAA
This is a messenger RNA of Drosophila grimshawi, 2655 nucleotides long. RefSeq names its product pre-rRNA-processing protein TSR1 homolog (gene Tsr1). Gene Ontology annotation, biological process: protein import into nucleus; endonucleolytic cleavage of tricistronic rRNA transcript (SSU-rRNA, 5.8S rRNA, LSU-rRNA); maturation of SSU-rRNA from tricistronic rRNA transcript (SSU-rRNA, 5.8S rRNA, LSU-rRNA). Lineage: Eukaryota; Metazoa; Arthropoda; Insecta; Diptera; Drosophilidae. Bases 120 to 2567 code for a protein of 815 amino acids. Gene Ontology annotation, molecular function: GTP binding; nuclear import signal receptor activity; GTPase activity. The transcript is spliced from 4 exons. Gene Ontology annotation, cellular component: nucleus; preribosome, small subunit precursor. The record is from RefSeq and is a predicted model, not a curated record.